Ciona intestinalis (vase tunicate) is the source of this 1678-nucleotide messenger RNA. NCBI's taxonomy places the organism in Eukaryota, Metazoa, Chordata, Ascidiacea, Phlebobranchia, Cionidae. The record is from RefSeq and is a predicted model, not a curated record.
GCGGGUGCUCUUCGUUGAAUAAAUAAACACGUGCAGUACACCGACUUUCUAGAUAAGUAAACUAGAUACAAAAGAUUCUUUGAAGCAAUGCUGUCGUUUUGUGAGAAAUAAGCAAUAUUACGACCAACGAUGUUACCUACCACGUUUUUAGCUGUGAUCUUGGCAUGCUGGUCAAUCUUUCAUUUGCUUCACAAUUUUGUAACUGGUAAUGAAUACUUGGGACCAAUUUGCGACCGUUUCUUAAAGAAGCGUUCCAUCUUUGUUACUCCAUUUCAAGUUCGUUAUUUCACGAAAAAGUUAAAUCGUUAUUUAGCUCACUUUGGAAGAUGGCGCAAGUUAAAAGUCUGGUUUGAUGCAGGAAUUCUGUUUGCUGCGUUAGCGAUGUUAAGUUCAACUAUUCUGCUCAUUCAUACAUUGGUGAAAAGUUUCCUUGAUUUGAAUAUUUUUACCACCACGCCAGCUGUCCCAUCUUCUCAGGUUUUAACAGUGAUCGUACCUGGUGUGAAUCUGCCAUUAAAUGACUUAUCGUACCUAUUGACUGCAAUUUUAUUGAGUGGGAUCCUUCAUGAGCUUGGACAUGCUGUAGCUGCUACCAGGGAAGGAAUUGAAGUCAAUGGAUUUGGCAUUUUCCUGUUUGUUAUUUAUCCUGGUGCUUAUGUGGAUCUCAAUUCCACUGAUCUAAACCGAGCAAAUGCAAGAAAACAACUGCGUGUCUACUGUGCUGGCGUAUGGCAUAACUUCAUACUGUGUCUGAUUGCUUGCGUACUUAUUUUUUCACUCCCGUUCAUGCUGGCUCCGUUUUAUUCUCAAGGAGGGGAGGGUGUAAUAGUUACGUACCAGGCUCAGAAUUCCCCCUUACAAGGAUCCAGUGGUAUAAUGGUUGGUGACGUAGUUCAACAUAUCGGGAACUGCCAUGUCCAGGAAUCAAAAACUUGGUUUAAAUGUGUCAAUGAGAGCAGGACAUUACCGCAAAUGGGUUCUUGUAUAAAAUGGAAUGAGCUGGAAAAGUUAACACUAAAAUCAUCAGUAGUGUCAUCGAUUGCAUUAUCUGAGGCAGGAACAUUAUCCGAUGGUCAUCCAGAUUGCUGUGGUGUGAACCCCCCACCCACACACCUAUGUUAUCACUAUAAAGUCUCACAGAAAAAGAUGUUUGCAUGUCUCCCUGGACGAACUAUGAUGUCAUUUAAGGAUUGUACUAACAAUGUUGAUUGUGGUCGACAUGACCAAGCAGUUGGUGUUGAAGGAAUAUGUGCAUUCCCACUUUUAGGAGACACAACAACUCGUUUUAUGCGACUAAAAAUCCUCCGUUACCCCAACCUUCCUGCACAGCAUGUAUUAUACCUCGGCGAACCGGCAGAUUUAGUUCGUUUUCUCACAAUAUCAGAAUACCGUCCACGUUGGUGGUGGUUGCCACUUCGACUACCUGCAGUUCUACUUAAGUUUUUACAGUAUAUGUUUUCAAUGUCCGGUGCUCUUGCUGUACUCAAUAUAGUUCCAUGCUAUGCAUUGGAUGGACAGUGGGCGUUUAAGUCUUUCCUAGAUUUCUUUUAUGGUCGUCAUCCCGACCUUGACAAUUUCAAGGAACGAGUUUCAACUGUUGUCCUGUGUUGUGGCACCUUACUCGUGACACUAAACGUUAUAUUCGGCUUCCUUAACGUAUUUAUCAAAUGAGAACGGG